AUGCAAAGGGCAAGAUCUUCUUCGCGCCACCGCUCGUGGUUGCAGUCGCUACUGCAGACCUCGGAGUCCUUUAAGGACCCCGCUUCGCACCUGAACAAAUUGGAUCAUAUGUCGGAGUCCACGGAGGCUGUAUUCCGCCAGCGCAACAGUCUCAAGGAAGUCACAUUCCCGGAGAGCCAGCAUAUAGUGAAAGACCUUGUGCAGGAAAUCAUGGACCAGAAGCGGGGCAACAUCACGCCCUCCGAAUCGGAGUGUUCGCUGGACGACGAUAUGCGGGAAUCUAUGAGCAUGGAUCCCCGCCUGAAGCUCUGGUACGACACGCUCCAGAAUCGAGCGACUGUCCAGGCGAAGAUUCAACGGAAGCUGGGCCGUCGUCCCCAGGAGAUGCUGAUCAGCACGGCGGGGCCUAGAGAUCGGGGCACCGUGGAGCGGCUGCUGGACCUCGCGGGUCGCCUGAAUCCCACGACCCUGGCCCAACGGAAGCCCGCCGUCCUUCCCGCCCAGAUUGACGCGCAGCAGUGCCGGUACCUGCCCGAACUGCAGGAGACGCUGCCGCGGGCCGAGCAGAGCGGGCGGGCGGUGGUGGAGGUCAGUGGUCUGACCCGCGCCACCAGGCAGGAGAUCCUGGGCACGGCGCACCAGGAACCGGAAAAGAAAACCCAGUGGCUGGGCUCCCGACUGCUGGAGAAGCGCAUAGAGCGACAGAGCGGCGACAUCAAGCGCGGGCUGCAGUUCUUCCCGGAGGUGGACAAACUGGAAGUGGUGGGCGACACCGUGCAGGAGUACCUCAAUCAUGUCCAUGACUCCAGCAAGAUCGAGCGGGUGUCCUGUGGCUCUAUUUACAGAGUGAGCAGUACGUCGCAAAUCCUGUCGCAGGAGGAGAAGACGCCAAGCGAGAAGAUGGCGGAGCCUGCCCCAGAAACUUGGAUGGACCGUGCAGCCGUCAAGAUCAACGGCGUUGUAUUUUUCAACUCGGGCCGGCGUAGUGUCGUGCCCGAGAUUGCGAACGUCUUCUUCGAGUGCCACCCGUACCAGAACGUGGUCAAGGAGGUGGCCCGCGUGGAGAACGUGGGUCGGCAGGUGCUCAACUGCCAGUGGGCCGUGGCCGAGUGCAAGCGCACUGGGAAGAGCGUCGAACGGGGGCAGGAUACCUUUGUCAUGUCCCAGACCACCUUCACCGUUUUCCCGGGCGAGGAGCAGGUGUGCCGGGCGCUCUUCAGGCCACGUGGCUGCCACCUGCUGAAACAGCGCUACGAACUCCGUAUCUUCCCGAAUGUCAUCGGCUCGGUGCGGAGUAAUUUCGUGGUCCGGCUGACGGGUCGGUGUGUUCCGGCACCGGAGUACACGGACAAGCUGCGGCGCCAUCAGAACUUGGUUACAGACAUGUCCAAGAAGCAUAUGACGGCAGAGUUGGCCGCAAAUCAGGCCUCCAUAGUUCCACUUCUGCAGCCGCACGAGGUUGUGUGUCCCUAUGAGCGGAUUCUCGACGAACGGGAGGUGUUUAACGCCCAGAAUCCGGGUUAUCAUUGCGAGCGGUUUGACGACCUGGAGACUCUGAAAGCACUGCAUCAAGCUCUGAAGAAACCAAGGGAACCCGCUUGGAACCUGCGACUUGAGACAAUACUAGAGGUAAUCCUGCGGCUCCGGGAUCCCAAACAAAGGGAACUCCACUUCGCUAAGCUCGUCAAGGUGCAAGAGUCACUGAAGCGAGGCGGUGGCAAUAGUUCGCUCACCCACUUCAGUCGGAAUGAUGAAAGGAUUAGGUCCAGGUUCAUUUACGUGCGUGGCUGCAUUGGCAAUGGCAUUCAGGAGUGGGAGGAGCUGAUGGCCUCGAUGGAACUGAAUGGUCUUAAGCUGGAGGUAAACCGCUUUCAGGUAAAACAGCAGGAGGAAUAUGAUGAUGAAGACCAAGGUGCAGAUUCUAAGCCCUGGAUGCUACAACUACGUAAGGAAGAUCUCGGCCAGUAUCUCCUCAAGAAACUCCGCUCUAGGAAGGCCUACAAGGAUAGCCUCUACAUGCAGACCUAUUCGCACUUAUGUGACAUGGCCGAAAAUAUGGUGUCGGUAAUCGAGAGCACCCAGAACGCUUAAGUUCGUUAGAUUUCUUUACAUUUUACCCAAGGCAACAAAAUUCUUGGUAUAUGUAAAACUUAAAUGUUGGAGUGCAAAUUUAAUGUGGCCCAAAGACAGUGAGAAAUUGCCAAAACUCUGGCAAAGAAAUAAAAAAAAAUUCCCCAGG
Messenger RNA from Drosophila rhopaloa, 2239 nucleotides. RefSeq lists its product as uncharacterized. The record is from RefSeq and is a predicted model, not a curated record. The transcript has a single exon. The coding region runs from base 1 to 2091 and encodes 696 amino acids. NCBI's taxonomy places the organism in Eukaryota, Metazoa, Arthropoda, Insecta, Diptera, Drosophilidae.